UUCCCCUCUCCCACUCCUACUUCUGCCUCACAUCUGGAUGUGGCUGUGCACGCCGUGCUAUGGGACGGCUGGUGUUUGGACUGGACGUCAGACUUCAGCGCGUUUCGGCUAGCGUGGUUUGGACGGGGAGCGCUCAGCGGCGGACAUGGCCUUUCCCAAGCAUUCCUUCCUGCAGGCCCUGAGCGUGCUGCUCGUGGCCGGGGCGCUGGUGCGCUGCCAGCCCCCCGUCGACCCGGAGGAAGAGGAGAAGGAGGAAGCCACGGGCGAGGCGGACGUCACCACAGUGCUGCCCAAAUCUGAAAAGACGGAAUGCCCGCUGGACUGCAGCUGUGCCGCCGAGGGGGUGGUGGACUGCGCCGGAGUGGACCUCACGGAGUUUCCCAGCAAGCUGUCAGACGGCACACGGCACCUCUCGCUUCAGAACAACAAGAUUGAAGAGAUCACAGUGGAGCACGUUUCCCAUCUGCAUCAGCUCGAAACUCUUAAUCUGCAGAAUAACUGGCUCACCACAAACGGCCUUGAAGAUGAAGGGUUUGAGAUGCUGGAACAGCUGGCCUAUUUAUAUUUGGCCAAUAACAAGCUGACUUCAGCGCCAAAGGCUCUACCACCAUCUUUGAUGAGCGCUGAUUUUGCAGCCAAUCAGCUCACAAAGAUAUACCCAUAUACAUUUGGAUACAAGCCAAAGCUGAGGUCUGUGUAUCUCCACAACAACAAGCUGACAGACGCAGGGCUGCCUGAACACAUGUUCAACGGGUCUGACAGUCUGGAGAUCCUCACCAUGUCCAGCAACUUCCUGCAGGUUGUGCCCAGUAACCUGCCGCCCACUCUCUAUCGCCUUCAUCUGAAGAACAACAAGCUGGAGAAAAUCCCAGCAGGAGCCUUUGACAACUUAUCCAACCUCAGAGAGCUGUACCUGCAGAACAACCUGCUCACCAACGAGGGCAUGGACAACAACACGUUCAGUCAGCUCAGCAGCCUGGAGUGUCUGGACUUGUCAAACAACAACCUGAGCGUCGUCCCCAAGGGUCUGCCUCGCAACCUGGUGCUGCUGCACCUGGAGAAGAACUCCAUCCGCAGCAUCCCUGUGGAUGCUCUCACGCCCGUCCGCAACCUGGAGUACCUUCUUCUUCACAACAACAAGCUGCGCUCCCGCUCUAUACACCCAGCCGCCUUCAUGGGUCUAAAGAAGCUGCACACGCUCCACAUGUACAACAACCUGCUGGAACGCGUUCCUCGGGGUUUGCCUCGGCGAGCCAAGACGCUAAUGCUGCUGCACAACUCCAUCACAGAAAUCAAGCGCAAUGACCUGGCGCAGCUGUACACGCUGACAGAACUCAACCUCAGCUACAACAAGCUGACCAGCUCCAAGGUGAACCGCGACGCCUUCAGGAACCUGCGCCUGCUGGAAACCCUGGACCUGUCGGGGAACGGCCUGCUCUCCCUACCCGUCAGUCUCCCUCGCAGCCUCCAAGUGCUCAAGAUCAAGAACAACCAGCUGAACUCCAUACCGGACGGCGCUCUGACGGGCAUGGAGAAGCUGCAGAAGCUCAUCCUGAGCGACAACCAGCUGAAGCUGAACUCGGUCUAUCAAGGAGCCUGGAUGGAGCUCAGUGCGCUCACAACGCUUGAUUUGUCGGGAAACGCUCUGUCACACAUUCCCUCCGACCUGCCCGAGUCCCUGGAGUACCUGUAUCUGCAAAGUAACCGCAUCUCCAGCGUCCCCGCCUCAGCUUUCGAAGGCACUCCCAACAUCAAAGGCAUCUUCCUCCGGUUUAAUCGUCUGUCUGUGGACUCAGUGGAUGAAAGCUCGUUUGCUCAUCUGUCCAACCUGCAAGUGCUGGAGCUCGGGACGGGAAACGGCGACCUGCCCUUUAAGAGAGAUGAGCUCGACGCCGAUAAGAUGAUGGAGGAGGAGGAGGAAGAGGCGGAGGAAGAAACAUAAGACAAGCUCAAUUCUUGGACUGCGGUGUGCGUCAGGAGUAGAAAAUUGGCUUUUUUAAGUCGUUUCCAUGGUUUAUUCCAGAGUUGCGUAUUUCUGGUGCAGGAUACCGGAUUAAAUUACCCAUAAAUUCCAUUUUUUGGGCUGGUUAUGGUUUCUUAGUUGUACAACGAUGGUUAUUUGUUUGUUUUUGGUGGCUUGUGAGACUUGUCGGAUGCUUCUGAAUCAACUCCAAGAAGGUAGAGAAACAUAAUUCAGCUCUCUGGUGUUUUCAUCCUUCUCUGCUUGUUUCUGCCGCAGCUGUUUAAUUGCUCCUGUUUAAAAAAAUGAUUUCACUGUGAAGCAGUUUGCCAUUCCUUUUCAGUCCCUCCAGAUAUUUGUCAUGCUGCAAUUUCAACAAUUAAUUAAAUUAAACUAAUCUCCAUGAAUUUUCAUUUAGAGACUUUAUUAAUUACUGUUAAAAUGACUUAUUUUAUCUAAUUAAAUCAAGACAUCUCCAGUGAAAUAGUGCAUGAGGAUGGAAUAACAACCAGCCUUUGUGUUUUGGGGCUUUUGUAAUUCAUGUUUUUCAGUUGCCUUCAUAAUCUGUCUUUAUUCGGGAGAAGAUGGACGAAAUAGUGACUGCACAGUUUUCUUGAACAAGCAUUGAGAAGUUUGGCCUGGUUUGGAUUUAAGCGGCUCAAACUCGACCUUUACGGCGAACGUUGGCGCUGCUUGCCGUUCUCAUCUGUGUUGUAAUUGUCGUUCAGUCCACUCGCCCCCUGAUGUGGCUGUGACCAUUCAGGACUCAGUUUCUCCUUUCUCGGACCACUUCGGACAGCUACAGACCUCUGGAGGACUGGAGAUUUGAGAUUGAACUGACUCGGUUUUCUAGCCCUCAACAGUUAGCUCUCAUCUAAUGCACUCAAAUAAUUAUUCCUGCUGAUUUUUUCCUGCUUCUUUAACAUCCAUUUUCAGAUCCAGUUGUUGACUGAUGCUUCACAUAUUAGGUGCCACGAUCAAUGUAUGUCUGUUCAUUCCAUUAUUUCAUUACCAUUAAAUUAAAAGUCAGCACUGGAUACAUUUAAAAGGCAUCACUUAAACAUGAACAUACUUUAUUUCUACGGCCCAAGGAAGCCUUGACGGAAUGCUUUCAUAUUUACCAGCAAAGAUCGCCGGGAAUCUCUGAUGUAAUUGUCAGUUUCCAUUGGAAAAGAGUCAAAGAAUGAAGAAUUCAUGUCGUUGAAAUGAAAUUUGUGAAACAUUUUGUGUGAAUCUAGAUGUUCUAAGGUGAAACACUCAAAUGUAUUCAAUUUGAAGAAGGGCUUUGCCAGCAUCAACACUGGGGUGUGGUUGCAGUUGAAAUUACAUUCAAAAGGUCAAAAUAAAAGGGACAUUCUCUGUGACUUUAUAUCAUGAGAUUUCUUCUCAUUAACAAUGUCUUGCUGUUCAGUUUUUUCUCUUUCGGAUUGUCUCGGUUAAAGGGGCUGUAUCAUGCAAAAUUCACUUUUGUAUGUUUUAACCUUGUUAUAUAGUUAUGUACUCACCAAAAACACCCCCAAAGCGUUUUUUUCCUUCGUGCCUGUGUGUUUAAG
Molecule: messenger RNA, 3513 nt
Organism: Salarias fasciatus (jewelled blenny)
Lineage: Eukaryota; Metazoa; Chordata; Actinopteri; Blenniiformes; Blenniidae
Gene: podn
Product: podocan
Exons: 11
Coding region: 146-1942 (598 amino acids)
Molecular function (GO): protein binding
Source: RefSeq, a predicted model, not a curated record